Numida meleagris (helmeted guineafowl) is the source of this 4651-nucleotide messenger RNA. RefSeq names its product T-lymphocyte activation antigen CD80-like. Gene Ontology annotation, cellular component: external side of plasma membrane. The record is from RefSeq and is a predicted model, not a curated record. Lineage: Eukaryota; Metazoa; Chordata; Aves; Galliformes; Numididae. The transcript has 5 exons. Gene Ontology annotation, biological process: negative regulation of T cell proliferation; positive regulation of T cell proliferation; T cell costimulation. Bases 1040 to 1966 code for a protein of 308 amino acids.
AAGUUGAGCCACAAAAUACGUCAAGAACUUCGUUAAAGGCAUCGAAUCACCUCUGCUCCCCCCACAGAUACUUUGGGCACAAGGAGGAAAGAUUGAUCGAAAACAUGUUUUGCAUCCGAAAGUGAGGGAAGCAGCGCUGCCAGGAGCUGUCUGACCACUCUGCUCUACUCGGGAUGGCCCUGCACUGUGAGGUCGUGCAGCCAGCGUGAUGCUGGCCUCCCUGUCUUGAGCACCAAGGGGAUCCUAGCCGUCAUCCCACGCCCAGUGCUGCAGGUGAGGAGCUAGAGCCACAAGCCAGCCUGGAGCGGGCCUGCAGCGAGCUGGAGAGCACCGAGGCCGCGGCCUUGGGUGUGCACCCUGCUGGCACUCAGCCAUGUCAGGAGAGGUGCUUUUCCUGUAACGCUCUUAAUGAAAACAAGCCCAAUGAAUGCUUGCCAGAUUACACCCAGCUCAACUUGAAACUAUUUGUUAUUAUUAUUUAUUCCAGUUUUAAUUUUUUAGGAUUAUUCCCUGUGUAGCAUCAGACGUCUAACUUCAACCUAACCUUCAAAGCCCAUGCCACCUGACCUCUACACCCAGCACCCGCAGAAGCACUUUCCUUCCCUCCCAAGCCUUACAUCCCCUCUGGCCCCUUUGUUUUGAGGGCUGGGUAGCUCCCACACCCCAGGGAGCCCUGCAAGGCUGUGGCUGCAGGCGCCCGCCCUUGCGCAUGCCCCACGAGGAAGUUGCGGGUGGGCGUGAGUCAGCUUAUCAGCACCGGCACCCGCGCGCUGCCUGGCCUUCCCCCAGUGCCUGGUGAGGAGUGAGCGUCCCACGGCCCAGCAGAGGCAGCCAGAAGAGGUCGGCGGUGACCCACGGCCGAGUGCUGAGCUCCUGCCUCCUUCCCGACACAUUGGUGGUGGUAUCUCUCACUUGGUGAAGCCCAAGGGGACAAAGAGAGAAGCAGACUCGGCGAGGCCUGCGCCGGUGGGUUCUUGAGGAGGAAGCAGGUGACAGGACGUCGCGGGUGCUCCGACUGCCGGCCCAGCACUGCACGAAGAUGGGGUGCCCGCCGGUGUCAGCCAGCUGGCCCCUGAAGAGGUGGCUUGGGCUCGGGCUUGGGCUCAUCAUACUCCAGUGCAUUACUUUGGGCUGUGCACAGGAGAAGAAAGUGGCCAAAAGCAAAGUGGGGGAAAAAGUCGGCCUGCCUUGUUGUUACAAAAUUCCCAGCUCGGAGAGCCUGCAAAACUACCGGGUGUACUGGCAGAUGAACAUCACGGAUGUGGUGCUGGCCUACUCAGGGGAGAAAAAGAUCGAUGAGCACCCACGCUAUAUCAACCGGACAAAGAUGGACUUUCAGAACCUCACCCUGUGGAUCUCCACCCUGGAAAUCCUGGACAGUGGCCCUUACCAUUGUAUUGUUCAGAGCCUCCAGUCUUCACCAGACAAGCCUGGAUCUCACCUUUUGUGUGAAGAGCCCGUGACCCUCUUUGUUACUGCUGACUCCAGUGAGCCAAACAUAGAAAGAGAAGUAACAGCCAGUUCGUGUGAAUCAACAGAAAUGGUGGUAAGAUGCUCUUCUCAUGGAGGUUUCCCCAAACCCAAAAUCUAUGGAGUCCUCAACAACGUGUCUGUGGUGUUGAAUACCACGUGGGAGUCCGAAUCCAGCCUCAGCCCAUACAACGUCACUGGCACACUGUGGCUCAACGUGACCAAAGAUAUCAACUUCACUUGCUUCAUUGAAUACGAUGGCUUUGUCAGGUCCACCAGUUUGCUUCUAGCAAAAGCAAAUGACUGCAUUGUCUCUACUGCACUUCCAUCCUAUAACGUCAUUACUGCUUCAAGUAUCAUCAUUAUCACCUUCCUUUUGGCUAUCAGCCUAGCAGCAAAAUACUUCCCAAGGCAUGCAUCUUCUGUCACAAAACCUAAGUCUGGCUCACAACUUUCCUAUAUUUUGUAUGCACACAGCACUAGGGUUCCAGAUUGAGACUCCAGUUGUCUUGGGAGUUUUGACAGAAGGUCAGAAUAUUUCCAAAGAACAGGGAUAUACAGAGUUGAAUUCAGAAAAGUCAAAAGGUCCAUUUUUAUGCAUUAAGGUGCUUGAAGAUGUCAAGAAUCUUUGUGAGUAUCAUCAAUAUAGCUGAGCACUAACAGUUUCAAAAUCAGAUCUGUCUACACACCCUGCUUGGACAAUCUCCCAGAAAAGUCACAGAGCCAGAAUUACAAUAAUGUAUGGUACUAGGGCCACAGAAAAGACUGGAGCACUGCAACAUCUCACUUUUAGAAAACCCCCAGUCAGGAUACAUGGAUUUGUCUUCUUUGUUGGUCCCAAAAGGGCAGAGGUGAGGUGCCCUGUCCCACCUUCUGAACUCUUCACUAACUUCAGACAUUCCCACAAGUUUUGUAUUGAAAAGAGGACCUCAGGGUUAGGUGGCAGCUCACCUAUUUGUUUGUCUCAAAAAUCUCAUCAGGUAGCUGCUGCUCCUAGUCAUGUUUAAGCUGGCCAGCCAGAAAGCCCCUGAAGAUGUGGGCAUCUAAAUCUAAUGCAUUUACAAAGGCUGGUAGGCAUCCAGCCAGUACUGGAAGUCAACAGCAGUGUAUGUCUUCUCUGCACCCUGUUGGUAGCUUUGAAAAGCAGCCCUACAGAAAGACAGCAGGCUUUGCAACGUGUUAUAAAUAUCACCCAAUCAAGGUCUGUCAGGUCACUGGAGAAGUGAAGGCCAAAGACAAACUGAGAUUGCUCUGUGUCCAGCACACUUAAACCAAAAGCCACCGGUCUGAGAGUAUUAGCUCAUCAUGGUCACAGUGGUAUCCCCUGCUGGAAACAGAUUCAUUCGUUAUGCAGCAGGGACUUGGCUCACUCAGGAAGACUUGUGAGUUCAUCAUGUUCAUGUCUCCUGUUAAUUCUGUUUCAGUUUCAAGCAAGGUCACUUGCAAGCGAGAGUAUGGAGGCAGCAUUAUUGUGCUUUUUUUCCCUCCUAACCAACCACAGCCUUUCAAAAAACUAUGUGACCAUUACACUGGGCUGGGCUGAUUACCUCUUGGUGCUUUAUCACCAAGAAAGGAAGCACCCAGGGAAAGCAGAGACUCUCUCUUAGCAACACCUGUGCAUCUCUUCAUUUUCCACUCAUGUUCCUCAAUGACACCAGUGCUGGCUCUUCCCUGUUGUGCCCUGGAGCUGUGUUGAUAGAAGAGCAGCAACCUGUUUGAAAACAUGAACCUCACGAGCAAGCAGCCUCUGCUGUCAGCUGUGUGGGCAAUAAGCUUCUAAUUAUGGGAAAAUAACAAGUGGAAUUCAAAGAUCUGGCUCUCAAUAAACAGGCCUGGAAAUUAAAAGGUUCCCUCCCAUUAACGGAGUGUGAUUCUGGUGCGUUCUGAGAUAGCUUUUUUAUUGAAAACAGAUUGCUUUUUAGAUGUUAAACGCAUACCAGUGUGGUGAAUGGGAUCACCUGCAAUAGCAGUGGGCUUAGCUGCAUAAAAUGGAAUUUCCCUUUUAGUCCCAUUUUCCUAAUAUGCACAUGGAGUGGAUCUGCUGAGUCAGGUGGUGCUGCUUCGUACAGUCACUUUGCAGACUGAGUGUAAGCUGUAAGGAACUGAAGCUAGCAUUUCAAGCCAACUUCCCAGCUUGUAUGCAUUGGUGCUGCUGUGUGUUACCACCUGUCAGGGAAGGGAAAUGUCUGUCUUUCUCAUGCUUCCUGCUGGCGUUGCUACAGAUCACCAGUCAAGAGAUACUGUGGGAGCUCAGAAUACGUCUGAGAGUAUUUCUGUUGCUCUCACAUAGGAAAAGCUGGACCGAGAGCUGCCUUGAAGCUCAGUCAUUUCUGAGCUCAAAAAGCCAUGCUUCAAAAGCUGAAGUGUGGGAGGGAAUAGAAAAGAUAGAGCAAAACGGAAAUAAGGGUUCUCAGAUGUGUGAUUGUUGUGGUGACCAAAACAUGUAGGUGCUUUGUUGAGGUUCACAUUGCCUAAUUUGAGGAGCUCACAGCCUAACCAGCUUGUCCUUGUAGUAACUUAAGAAUGAAAACUCUCUAGAUAUUUUUUUCAUCUUUCUGGUUAAUUUAACCAAAACCACAGUGUUUUAAAGUCUGUGCAAUUAUUCUGUGCAAUUACAGUUUACUGUAGUAAGAGAUCCAGCUUGAAUUAUAAAAACAAAACCCAAUCUUAGAUGCUGGGAUGCAAACAUUUAUCAAAGACCUCAGAGGGUUGGUUGGUUUGUUCCUUAUUCUAACAUUGUUGUUCUUGCACUCAGUUGGUAAGCUGCAUUAAGUGACAUGUAACUUUUACCGUUAUUUCCCUGCUGACCUUAUCUUAGCAUGUGGUUGGUAGCUUGUCUUUGUGUCAGGCUGGAGUUCUGUGUGCUAAUGAGUACAGUUUUAUCCAUAUGUCACUUUACAGUUAACAUCUAUGUAAGAUCGACCAUGAUCGACUCUAUGUAAGAGUCUGAUCAGGUCAGACUAUGGCUACAGGCUAGUUAUGUUCAGAUAUACUGCAGGGAUGAGUCCCACCAAGGAAAAACAGAAGUAAUUAGAUCUAAAAGAUUUUUUUCUUUAUUGUCUGAGAAUUUCUUCUCUCUACUCUUCCCACUCUCAGUUAUACUUUACUUUGUCGAAGAAGACGUUUGGAUCAAGCACUUUCAGAUAUUCUGGAACUCCAAGUACUAAUAAGGGAUCUUCUC